AUGGUGGAGAAGAGCCAGUUGGUUCUUCAGGAGUCCGCCUCCCAACUUCCUCCCGAUACUCCGCUCGAGUCUGUGGAUCCUCCACAUGAUGCAAGGUUUCAGAUCCUAAUCAAGACCUUGGAUAAGACUCUUAGGAGGAGGCCCAGGACAUAUUGUCGAGGGAUGGGGAAUGCUCGCCGGCGGGAACCUAGAGCCCAUUCCUCGUCGUAG
Prunus armeniaca (apricot) is the source of this 210-nucleotide messenger RNA. Lineage: Eukaryota; Viridiplantae; Streptophyta; Magnoliopsida; Rosales; Rosaceae. The record is from the annotation of a GenBank genome assembly.